Molecule: messenger RNA, 1197 nt
Organism: Triticum aestivum (bread wheat)
Lineage: Eukaryota; Viridiplantae; Streptophyta; Magnoliopsida; Poales; Poaceae
Exons: 4
Coding region: 28-1122 (364 amino acids)
Source: RefSeq, a predicted model, not a curated record
GAAGCCGCUCGAGGCGGCAACGGCGACAUGGAGAAGCAGGGCGGCGACCCGUCAGGCGGCGCGCUCCCAUCGAAGGGGCCUGUUACUGUGCUGAGUGCAUCGCAUGGGGAUAAACACAACAGUGACACAUGCUUGGAGCAUGAUGAAAUUAACAAAGCCCAUGGAAUAUUGUUUAAAGAAAAAAGAGAUUCCGAAGAUAUGGACGAUCAACAUCUAUAUGAGGAACAGGGGCAAGAAAUAGAUGAUGAUUUAACUGAAACUGAAGUGUCAGAUAGUCUACUGUGCGACGGUGUGAUAAAUUUGGUAAGAAAGAGUAUUGAAAGGAAACAAACUCGUAAGAUAAUACGAAAGCAAACAACCAAGAGGCCUAGAAAUAUCGAAGAGCCUGUCAACAAACCCCGUGGUCACGUCGGAGCCAAGGCAUACAGCAGAUGUAGUCUGCCAUACUUUGUUGAUGUUGUCAAGUCCACAUGCAAAAGUAAAGAGAAAGUACAACUCGUCAGAGGUAUCGGCUUCGGUUUCACACUUGAGUUCGAUGAGUGUGUCGUACCAAGGCCAUUUGCGCAAUGGAUAGCUGAUAAUGUUUGUGUCAAGGAUGAACAAAUUGUCUUCAAUCAGAAGGUGAUAACACUCAAUGCAGAGUCAGUGUCCCAUGUUCUUGGAAUUCCAGCAGGUGAAAACAACAUCAACAUAACUGAUGAUGGAGGAAAAGCUGAAUUUCUCGCGUUGUUUGGGCUGUCAGAAGUUCCAUCAAUCAAGUAUUUUGGCAACAAGAUCAUCAAGGAGGAGGAGCUAUCUGAUGAACAAUACAUCCGUUGUUAUAUGAUCGUUAUGCUUGCAACCUUCUUAUGCCCAACAUCAAACACUAAACCAAGCACCAAGUAUAUGGGAGCAUUUAUUGAUGUUAGCAAGAUCAAAGACUUAAACUGGUGUAAAUUCACACAUGCAUGGUUGAUGCAAGCAAUCAACAAGUAUCAAAAAGAAAAGGUCAAGCAAAACAGGAUAACAUUAACACUGGGCGGAUACAUUUUUCACCUUGCGGUACAUCUUUUUUCAUGCUUUUCCUAUGGCGCAGAAUUCGAAGUUCAUGCGCAUGAAGCAAGGAAGCGUGGUGUCAAGUAGAUAACAACACAUUUUUACGUGUUUCAGAUUUUUUUUUGUUUCGUUUGUACACUCUAUGGCCAUGUACAAAGUACU